Sphaeramia orbicularis (orbiculate cardinalfish) is the source of this 1180-nucleotide messenger RNA. RefSeq names its product steroid-5-alpha-reductase, alpha polypeptide 1 (3-oxo-5 alpha-steroid delta 4-dehydrogenase alpha 1) (gene srd5a1). The coding region runs from base 125 to 919 and encodes 264 amino acids. The transcript is spliced from 5 exons. The record is from RefSeq and is a predicted model, not a curated record. Gene Ontology annotation, biological process: steroid biosynthetic process. Gene Ontology annotation, molecular function: 3-oxo-5-alpha-steroid 4-dehydrogenase activity. NCBI's taxonomy places the organism in Eukaryota, Metazoa, Chordata, Actinopteri, Kurtiformes, Apogonidae. Gene Ontology annotation, cellular component: membrane.
UGAGUGUAAGCUAGUAACACAGUAGGAGUGACAUUAACGAAUCUAAGUACACUUUUCGGGCGUGUUCUUUUGGUGUUUUGCGUGCGAAUCAGUCGUCUGUUAACACGCUAGUUGUUAAGUGCUCAUGGAGUCCCUUCUUUCCAGUCUGUUCUCGGAAAAUGAGGAACUAUACAUUCUGGACUGUAUGGCUUACGUCAUGGUUUUCAUGGCAGCCUGCACUUUUGUGACUUUACUUUUCGAGAAUGUCCCAUACGGACGAUAUGCCUCCAGCAGAUAUGGAUUUCCGGUCAACGCCAAAUUUGCCUGGUUUAUUCAGGAGCUGCCUGCCAUCCUAGUGCCCUUGUGUCUGCUCCUGUGGACAUCUGCAGCCAAAACCUCACUGCUGCCCAAUCAGCUGCUCAUUGCCAUGUAUCUCUGUCACUAUGUCCAGAGAUCUCUUAUUUAUCCAUUUUUAAUAAGAGGAGGUAAACCAACACCAUUCAUCUCAUUCGCCCUGGCGUUUGUUUUCUGCAUCUAUAAUGGCUACAUGCAGAUCAGAUACCUGAGCCAUUACGCUGAGUACCCUGCAGACUGGGUUACACAUCCAUGCUUCAUUACAGGCUCUUUGCUGUGGUUGGUCGGUUGGCUGGUCAAUGUGCACUCCGACCACAUCCUGAGGAACCUGAGAAAGCCCGGAGAGACUGGCUACAAGAUUCCCACAGGCGGAAUGUUUGAGUAUGUGUCAGGAGCCAACUUCUUUGGAGAGAUAACAGAGUGGGCAGGCUUCGCUCUGGCCGGCCACUCUGUUCACAGUGUAGCCUUCUCCAUCUUUACCACAGUGGUUCUCGCCAGCAGGGCUGUGGCCCACCACAAAUGGUACCUUGCUAAGUUUGAAGACUACCCCAAAGGCAGGAAGGCGCUCUUUCCCUUUCUGUUCUAAAAACAAAAUACCGCAAGUACUGGAAGCCUUGAAGUUGACUUGAAGUUUGUGUUGGAGUCUGUGCAUUUCUAAGCUAACAGGAGCUAGUGUUUGCAAUGUGCAGCUGCUGUAGAGGAGCAGAAGAGAGGCACUGAAGAACUUUCACAGAAAAAGUGAUGUGACUCCUAUGUAGAAUCAGUUACUGUCAUCAUGGAUGUAGGGAACUGGGACAGAAAUGGAGCUGACAUCAACAAACAGCUGACUUCAAGCAAAAAACAGACU